AUGGAAUUUUGGGGUGUUGAGGUGAAAAGUGGUGAACAUCUUCCCGUUACACCUGGUGAGGGUAUGAUUUUGCAUCUUUCGCAGGCUAAUCUCGGUGAGCUGAAAAAGGAGAAAGCAAACGAAUCUAUUUGCUUGUUUCUCAAAGUUGAUGGAAAGAUGCUAGUGCUUGGAACACUUUUUACUGAAAAGUUGCCUCAGCAACAAUUAGAUUUGGUGUUCGAUAGAGACUUUGAGCUAUCACACAACUGGAAAAAUGGAAGCGUCUUCUUUUAUGGAUACAAGGCCAGUAACCCCUUCGAAGAAGAUGAAUUUGAGGAUGGAGAAUCCGAUGAAUCCGACUCUGAGGAGGCUAUCCCGCUUACUGUUUCAAAUAAUGGAAAACCAGAGACCACUGUUAAGCAAGAGAAACCUGCAGGACCUCAGAAGUCAAAUGCUGUGAAAAAUAAAGGCUCUGAUGCUGCAAAACAAAAGGUGAAAAUUGUGGAGCCAAAUAAAGAUGAGGGUGAUGAUGAAAGUACUGAUGAAGACUUCAUGUCUGAGGACGACGGCGAAGAUGACUCAAAGGAUGAGGAUGAUAGCGACAACUCUGAUGAAGAUUCUGAUGGAAGUGAUGAAGAGACACCAAACAAGGCUGAACCUAGCAAGAAAAGAGCUGCAGAGUCAGCUGCCAAAACACCUGUUGCAGAUAAAAAGGCAAAGGCAACUCCACAGAAAACUAAUAGCAAGAAGGCUGGUGGUCAUGUGGCCACACCCCACCCCGCUAAACAGGGUGGGAAGGCUUCUGCCAACAAGCCAAACCAGCAGACUCCGAAAUCAGUUGGAUCACAUGCCUGCAAGAGCUGCAACAGGACGUUUAAUUCUGAAAACGCUCUAGAGUCACACAGUAAAGCUAAGCAUAGCAGUGGAAAGUAG
Molecule: messenger RNA, 912 nt
Organism: Fraxinus pennsylvanica
Lineage: Eukaryota; Viridiplantae; Streptophyta; Magnoliopsida; Lamiales; Oleaceae
Source: the annotation of a GenBank genome assembly